Molecule: messenger RNA, 3564 nt
Organism: Sphaerodactylus townsendi
Lineage: Eukaryota; Metazoa; Chordata; Lepidosauria; Squamata; Sphaerodactylidae
Gene: CHTF18
Product: chromosome transmission fidelity factor 18
Exons: 22
Coding region: 247-3435 (1062 amino acids)
Molecular function (GO): ATP hydrolysis activity; ATP binding
Source: RefSeq, a predicted model, not a curated record
ACGCCCUUUUAGCGCGCGUUGAUUUGCAAACCGGGCAAGGAAGGGGGCGGGCCGGGCAGUCCUGCGCGGUGGUUGCAAUUGUGCAAAGUUGCAUGUGAACAUUUCUUUUGCAAAACAAACUGUGCAAGGAAGAGGCUCUUAUUUUUAUUUAUUUUAUUUUAUUUAUUUAUUGUUUAGGCUUAUAUACCGCCCUAUCCCCAAAGGGAUCACCGUUGUUGCAAUAAUAGAGCCAGAAGAGGGUCGCUUAUGGGGGACGAGGAGCCCGAGCUGCACGGCAUCGAGGAUGAAUUCGACCAGCAGUUUGCAGACGAGUUGGAUGUCCUGGCUGAGCUGGAAGGAAAACAGCCUCCGGCUCCAUCCCAUAAAUUAUCUUCAUUUCGAAACCAAAAGAAGAGGACUUUUGAAGAGGCUCUCGCAGCUGGGGAUCUGGGGAAGGACUCCGUGGCUCCAGUCCGCCGGCCGCGCUUGAAAAAGGAGUCUUGCAGCCAGACCUUCCCCAAGGAGACCUGUGACGAUGCUCCCCUGGAACCCGAAGAUGUCCCCACGUUCAACAGGGUUGAGGACGAUUUGGGGGCUCUGCUCCUCCAGGAGGCUGAGGGGGCUCAGACUCCCAGGCCAAAGCGACGUUGUCUCGAAGCGGUAAAGAAGCUGGACUUUGGAGUGAAAGAGAAGACAGCCCUUGAAGUCCGUCCAAAGGAUGGAAUUGCCUCGCCUUCAGGAGCCUGUUCUGAAAGCCAAGAAUCCAGGACUCCGAGGCGUGUGGUCCUAGAUAGCUUGGGGGAGAGCGACAUGCUUCUGCUACAGGCCACACCGCCAGAGGAGGGCGCCCCAAGAAAAGUGCUGAAGCGCCCGCCCAUCCUGGAGGACUACAUCAACGUGACUUCAACCGACGGGACUCGAGUCUUCAUGGUUGUGAGGGAGAAUUGCUCUUGGACAGGGGUGCAGCCCUCCAGUUCUCUAGGAUGGAACAGACAGAGACCCCUUUAUUUAUUGGGGAUGCCUUUCUCCUACCUCAAAGAACAGGUGGCUGAGGAGCGCCGGAGGCGGAUUCGUGAAUCUUCACGGCGACUGACGGAGAUUCUGGACAGCUGUCUUGAAGAUGAGAGAAUCGAAACCGAGGCCACAGAGCCCGGGGAAGAAGGCGGCAGCGGUGGUGCAGUGAAAGAGGACGAGUCGGCCACGGGGUCCCUGUGGGUUGACCGUUUUGCUCCCAAGGACUACGUGGAAUUGCUCAGUGAUGUGUACACGAACCGCUGCCUUCUGAAAUGGCUGAAACUGUGGGAUGUCGUCGUGUUCGGGAAGGACAAGCCCGCCAAGAAGGCCAAGCCGAGCGCGGAGGCCCAGCCGCCCUCCAAGCGGCCCAAAGAUUGGCCGGGCACGUGGAAGACCAAGGCCCAGCUGACGGAGGAGUCCCUGGAGGCAGAACUGGACCAGCACAACCGACCCAAAUUCAAGGUUGCCCUCCUGUGCGGCCCCCCUGGCUUGGGCAAGACCACCCUGGCGCACAUCAUCGCAAAGCACGCUGGAUACAACGCAGUGGAGAUGAAUGCCAGUGAUGACCGCAGCCCAGACAUCUUUAAAACUCGGAUAGAAGCUGCUACCCAAAUGAGGUCUGUGCUGGGAGCCCACGAGAGGCCGAACUGCCUGAUUAUCGAUGAGAUCGACGGCGCCCCCGUGGCCUCUGUCAACGUGCUGCUGAACAUCGUGAACUGGAAGGGCACGGAGGCAGAAGGCGCUGCCGGUGCGGCAAGUGGGCGGAAGAGGAAGCAGGAAGGCGGCGUCCUUCUGCGUCCGAUUAUUUGCAUUUGCAAUGACCAGUACGUCCCUUCCCUGCGGCAGCUACGGCAACAAUCUUUUCUUCUUCACUUCCCCUCGACGGAUCCAUCCAGGUUGGCCCAGAGACUGCAUGAGAUUGCUGUCCAACAAGGCAUGAAAGCCGACACAGGAGCACUUCUGGCUUUGUGCGAAAAGACUGAGAACGACAUUCGCUCCUGCGUUAACACCCUGCAGUUUCUACACAGUCGGGGCCAGAAAGAGGUGACUGUGCGGACGGUGCAGACCACAAACGUUGGCAUGAAAGACCAGAACAAAGGGCUGUUCUUCAUCUGGCAGGAAAUUUUCCAGCUCCCAAAGAUUCAAAGGCACCGGAUAGGGAUGGACGCUUCAAAUCCAGUCUCCGUUCUUGUGAGCAGUGGGGAUGUCCCGUUUGGCUCGGCCACCGUCCAAACCUCCCUGAACGCCACUGCGCAGAGAUUCCACCGCAUCUUGCAUCUCGGCUCGUCCUCCGGAGAACAUGAAAAACUUACCCAGGUAUUCAUUUCAGGGGCAGGCCCCCACUGCAGACGCCUGCUCAAUUCUGGUACCUUUCCUUUGCCUUCCAGUCCUCGAGCUCGUUGUCGCAAAUCUCUCCUGCUAACAAUGAAGAAGAAGAAGAGUUUGGAUGUAUAUCCCCCUCCUUUCUCUCCUGGCUUGUUCGACAACUUCCUGAACAUGAAGGUGAAGGACUCCAGUCUCGGCUCGGUCUGCCUGGCCUUGGAGUGGCUGGGCUUCUCCGAUAUGUCGCUCAGAGUCGUGCUGCACCGGCAGAACUUCCAGCUGAUGAGAUACCAGCCCUUUCUCCCAGUGGCCUUCCACAUGCUUUUCGCUGCGUCCAGCAUACCCAGGCUGGCGUACCCAAACAGCCAGAAUGAGGCUCUGGCUAAACUGACUCAGGUGCAGAACCUUGUGGCUUCGAUGAUCUCUGGGAUCACGCCAAACUUCCGCAGCCGCGUGGGGUCCCAGUCUCUCGUUCUUGAGGCUCUUUGCCUCCUCUUGGACAUCAUCUCUCCAAAACUCAGACCGGUGAACACCCAGCUGUACAGCCGGAAGGAGAAGCAGCAGUUGUCUGAGCUGAUCAGCACCAUGCUGGCAUACAAUCUCACUUACCACCAGGAGCGGACCCCUGACGGGCAGUAUGUCUACAAACUGGACCCAAACGUGGAAGAAAUCUGUCGAUUCCCAGACCUCCCUGCUCGGAAGCAGCUGACCUACCAGGCCAAGCAACUCAUCGCGAGGGAAAUCGAGCUGGAAAAGAUGAGGCGGACGGAAGCCGCACUCCAGGCGCGCAACUCCAGCCAGGAGCUGGCAGGGAGCCCAGUGGCCAAAGAAGCGAGCCAGAAGGCUAGCUCCCUGUCCCAGGCGCGGAACCACGAGCAAAGGCUGGACAAGAUUGUGAAGAGAGCCACGUUUGCGGAGAAGCCAGAAACCGAUUUCUUUGGCCGUGUAAUUGUCAAGAAGAAUGUGUCUCCUUCAACAGCAGACAACCAAAGACCUGAAAAAAACACAAACGAAAAACGAGUCGGGAGGGCCGUUGGAGCGAGCGACGUCUGGUUCCGGUUUAAUGAAGGUGUCUCCAACGCCGUCCGGAGGAAUAUUUACAUUAAGGAUUUGAUCUAGCGAUAAAACCUUUAAGAUUCGUAUAUGCAGCCUGUUUGGCCCUGCGCAAUGCAACUGGACACAAAUCUUACUCUUGUUUGUAUCUAUAUUUUUGUUUGUAAAAAGUAAUAAAUCCGAAACGUGCAUUUA